Messenger RNA from Ostrea edulis (European flat oyster), 978 nucleotides. Its product is annotated as ryncolin-1-like. Bases 40 to 924 code for a protein of 294 amino acids. The record is from RefSeq and is a predicted model, not a curated record. The transcript has 6 exons. Lineage: Eukaryota; Metazoa; Mollusca; Bivalvia; Ostreida; Ostreidae.
UACACAUUUAAGCAGCCUGUUUCAGGAUCGGACGGAGUCAUGUCUCCCGUUUACAUAUUUCUAGGCUUCCUAACUUUGUCGCUUACUGGUGCUGAGGUUCCACAGGCACAUCGUGUGGUAAAAGGUCACAUGACAGGAUCUUUGAGAAAACUUCCUUGGAAAUGGAGGCACGAGAAAACGUCUUACAAAGUGAAAACUCCACUGACUGUCGGGGUAGACGUUGUUUCCAGUUUCAAAGUCAGCGCAGACUCAAUCGGUUUGGGGGGAAUAUUCAAAACGAGUAACUUCCAACUGCCUGAUUGCGCUGGUAUCAUAAAACGUCAACCGGAUCUUAAAGGUCGUAACGGAGUAUACACUAUAUACCCUGACGGCAAGACCAAGAAGCGGGUGUUCUGUGACAUGACCACUGAUGGCGGUGGAUGGACGGUUAUCCAACGACGGAAAUACGGAUCUACACGUUUUACCCGCAAGUGGAGAGACUACAAGAAAGGGUUUGGAAGUGCGAGUGUGGAUUACUGGUUAGGAAAUGAUGCAAUACAUUCUUUGACAUCACGAAAAGCACAGGAACUGCGGAUUGAUCUACAACAGUUUUCAGGCGCUAAGGCUUACGCUAAGUACUCGACGUUCAGAAUCGCGGAUGAGAAAGGAAAAUACAGGUUAAAAGUCGGAGGAUACAGUGGAACUGCAGGGGACAGUCUACAAAUACACAACAACCAUAUCUUUGUUACAAAGGAUAGAAAUGACCGUCACAACUGUGCCAAGAAUUACCAAGGUGCGUGGUGGUAUGAAAGUUGUUACCAGUCAAAUCUGAACGGACCAUUUCGCUCAUCUGCUGUUCACACUUUUCAAGCAAUAGUAUGGCGCAAAUGGAAAGAAAAAACAGCACUAAAAUCGGCGAAAAUGAUGAUUCGACCUCAAAAAUAGUUAAUAUGUGAUUUGCAUGAAUAAAUGUUUCAGAAAUAAAUCCUGUCAAAUAAU